Pimephales promelas (fathead minnow) is the source of this 3559-nucleotide messenger RNA. RefSeq names its product calpain 3a, (p94) (gene capn3a). Gene Ontology annotation, cellular component: cytoplasm. The record is from RefSeq and is a predicted model, not a curated record. Gene Ontology annotation, molecular function: calcium ion binding; calcium-dependent cysteine-type endopeptidase activity. Gene Ontology annotation, biological process: proteolysis; negative regulation of apoptotic process. Lineage: Eukaryota; Metazoa; Chordata; Actinopteri; Cypriniformes; Leuciscidae.
UUUUUUCUUCUAACCCUGGUUUCUACUCCCUGACCAAAAGCAGGAGAGCCAAUCAGACGUCAGCUGUUUGAAUUUAUGCCAGGGAGUUUUGGCUUGCAAGACUUAAGUUGUGGUGGCAAAAGCUAGUGUUUUCAAUCCCUAAAAAAACACCGUCCCGGUGAGACACGAUGCCUUAUACGCCGUCUGGGUUCUUUUGCGACCGGUUAAUCCGGGAGAGAGAGAGAAGGGAUGGCGAAGGCUCCCUGAGCAAACCUCUCCGUUUUAGCGGACAGGACUACAACCUUCUCAAGCAGGAGUACCUCCAGAAGAAGACCCUUUUUGAGGAUGAAACCUUUCCUGCCACUGUGGACUCCCUUGGCUAUAAAGAGCUGGGCCACAAGUCGAACAAAGUCAAGAACAUCGUCUGGAAGCGUCCCAAGGAGAUUUGUGAAAACCCACAGUUCAUUGUCGGAGACGCUAACAGGACGGAUAUCUGCCAGGGAGACCUGGGAGACUGCUGGUUGCUCGCUGCCAUUGCAUGUCUGACUCUGAACGACAAGCUGCUAUAUCGUGUUAUACCUCAAGAGCAGAGCUUCUCUGAAGGCUAUGCGGGAAUUUUCCAUUUCCAGUUCUGGCGUUAUGGUGACUGGGUGGAUGUUGUUGUUGAUGACCGCAUUCCCACCUUCAACAACCAGCUGGUUUUCACCAAGUCCGCUGAAAGGAAUGAAUUCUGGAGUGCUCUUCUGGAAAAAGCUUAUGCUAAACUUCAUGGCUCCUAUGAGGCUCUUAAGGGUGGAAACACUGCAGAGGGAAUGGAGGACUUCACCGGUGGAGUGACUGAAUUCUAUGAGAUGAAGGAGGCACCGAAAGAGCUGUACAAGAUCAUGAAGAAAGCUCUGGCGAGAGGCUCCCUCAUGGGCUGCUCCAUUGAUUCCCUGGUUCCAGCGCGCUUUGAAACCCGUACCACUACAGGUCUUGUGAAGGGACAUGCUUACUCUGUCACCGCUGUAGAGGAGUGUAAACAGUCCCUGCAGAAGGAGUCUAAAAUUCGUCUGGUGCGUCUGCGUAACCCCUGGGGUCAGGUAGAAUGGAACGGACCGUGGAGCGAUAAUUCGAAAGAGUGGGAAACCAUCUCUAAAGCUGAAAAAGAGAAACUCCAGCAUCAGAAUGCUGAAGAUGGAGAAUUCUGGAUGUCAUUUGAGGAUUUUAAGAAAAAUUUCACAAAAAUAGAGAUUUGCAACUUGACCCCUGAUGCUCUGGAGGAUGAUAAGCUACACAAAUGGACGGUGUCUGUUAAUGAGGGACGCUGGAUAAGAGGCUGCUCUGCUGGAGGAUGCAGGAACUAUCCAGACACAUUCUGGACAAAUCCACAAUACCGUCUGCGUCUUCUGGAGGAAGAUGAUGACCCAGAGGAUGAUGAAGUUGCAUGCACUUUUGUUGUUGCUCUAAUGCAGAAAAACAGACGUAGAGAACGCAAGUUGGGUGCAAAUCUCUUCACUAUUGGAUUUUCCAUCUAUGAGGUGCCAAAGGAGAUGCACGGAAACAAGCAGCACAUGCAGAAGGAGUUCUUCACGUCUAACUCAUCUAAGGCCCGUUCCAGGGCGUACAUUAACCUGCGAGAGGUGACCCAGCGUUUCCGUCUGAGUCCAGGGGAGUAUGUCAUCGUUCCCUCCACAUACGAGCCCCACCUGGAAGGCGAUUUCAUCCUCCGCGUCUUCUCUGAAAGGAGAAAUACCUCUGAGGAGAUAGAGAACAGGAUUGAAGCUGAUCAUCCAGUGCCGGCUCCAGCUUCAACUGGGGAAGAGAGUGAGGAGGACCAGCAGUUCCUGUCCAUUUUCCAGCAGAUCGCGGGGGACGUGAGUACUGGGGAGCCACUGAGCGAAGGGGGGAGUCAAAUGGAGAUCUCAGCCAAUGAACUCAAAAAUGUCUUGAACAAGGUGGUGUCUAAAUACAAAGACAUAAACACUGAGGGUUUCAGUCGGGAGAACUGUAGAAGCAUGAUCGCCCUCAUGGAUAUGGAUGGAACGGGAAGACUUAACCUACAAGAGUUUAGACACUUGUGGAACAAAAUCAAACAGUGGCAGGGAAUCUUCAAGCGCUAUGACUUUGAUCAUAUUGGCACUAUCAGCAGCUAUGAGAUGAGAAACGCCAUCAAUGAUGCAGGGUUCCGUCUGAAUAACCAGCUGUAUGACAUCGUCACCAUGCGCUACGCCAAUGAUAACAUGAACGUCGACUUUGACAGUUUUGUCAGCUGUCUUGUACGACUGGAGGGGAUGUUCAGAGCAUUCCAAGCCUUUGAUCGAGGUGGAGACGGCACCAUCAGACUUAAUGUACUGGAGUGGCUCCAGCUAACCAUGUAUGCCUAGACCUACGGAUCCAGGCGAGCCCAGACUCGGCAAGGACAAGAACUACCAGCUUUUACCUCAACACUCAAUGUGCCAGACUACUGUUACCUCUUUCUCUGUACCUCAGCCCACAUCGAACACCAGCUCGAGAAACUUUACACGAUUACUUCAAUUUUAUUAGGGAUUGUCAUGAUGGGUGAAAUGAGUAAUAGCGUUAUAGACUGAUGUCACUUUUUUUAGUCAGAUUGCGGAGAAAACGUUGCGCACAAGCGACUUUUGAGGCACGUCAUUGUGUCAUUUUUAGCAUGAUUUCUGAUUUUCUGUUGUAAUUUGUUCCUCAAAGUCAUCAUUCUUUUCACAUGAACAUUCAAUUCGUCUACACUGGUGCUACAGACAUCGUUUCUCUUUUACCUCAACCAGCCUCAAAAUAUGCUGACAUGACGCUGAGAUGGAUAUAUAUAACGGAUUAUCUAACAUCAUAUAAAACUAUAACACUAGAUUCAGACAAGAACAAGUAGAUUCGGGUGCUUUAAAUUACCAAUGAUGAUUCAAUUUGACCAUUCACACUAAAAAACACAAUCCAGAUUUGACUCUGAUUCCACACCACAUAUGGAUGUGGUUCGGAUCAUGUUUGUAAACAUUGGGUUUCACGCGAGUUCAGACUACAAAAACUACCAAAACUUUGGGGAAACGCAAACAAAGUCUCAUCUUGACGUUUGCAUUAGUAUUAUUUCUCUCUCUCUCUCUCUGUGGCAUCUAACACAAACCCUUUUCAUAAUACUACCACCUCUGUCUAAUUCAGCUUUCUUAAAGAAUGUCUUUCCAUAUUUACCCAGAUGUACUCUUACAUGCAUCCCAUCUUCACAUUUUGUUCCCAUUUGGUAAUAUCAACUUCCAUUAAAACAAAGCAGGGCCAUGUAGAUGGUCCUUGUUGUUUCAAAUCCUGGUUGUUUUGUUUUGUAAGUUAACAUAAUAGGAAAUGAAAAACAAGAUGAACCAGGUGAGGAAACAAUCAUCGGAGGAGAAUCGUCAGGGAACUCAUGACGGAUGGCAGGAUUCAAGGUCUUUCUUUCAUAACUGUGGGCAAAGACAUGGGGCGAUCCUAGGCUUUUUUUGUUUUUGUGCUUGACCCCCAUUUAACCUUUUGUUCAAAUGAGUGUACUGACUUCGCCCGUUUAACAAAAUAAAUAAUUGUGUAGUUCUUGGUUGAAGUGCUUUCCCAGGAAAAACCAGAA